AUGAGUGAAACCGAAAUUCCACAAUUUUUUAUUUGUCCUAUUUCACUUCAAAUCAUGAAGGAACCAGUUACAACAAUCACAGGAAUAACAUACAACAGAGAAAGCAUCGAACACUGGUUACUCACAUCAAAAAACUGCACAUGUCCAAUUACCAAACAGCCCUUGCCAAGAAGCUCAGAGUUCUUAACACCAAACCACACUCUUCAGAGAUUAAUCCAAUCAUGGCACUCAACAAAUUCACCUUCCUCGAAAAUCGACAAGUCCGAAUUUGAAAAACUUGUUAAGAAUCUUGAUCAAGAGGCAAUAGAAAAACUACACGUUCUUGCUUUAGAAGACGAAGGAAACCGAACAUGCAUGGUUGAAGCAGGAGUUGCAAAAGCGAUUAUUCAAAAAGUGAUUAUAAAGAGCGUUUUCAAGCAAGGUAAAACAAUAUCUCUUGAAGAAGCUUUGAGAAUUCUUCGUUUACUUUGGCCUUUAGCCAUAACCAAUGACAAGAACAACAUAGUUGAUGACAAGUUUGACUUAGUCAACUCUUUGACUUUGAUUUUACAACUUCACAUUGAUAACAAAAACUUCAAGGUAAUAAACGAAGCAAUGCUUGUAUUGAAACUUGUUCUUGAGGCAAAAAGUUCAAACUCUUUGUUGAAUCUAAACGUUGAAUUCUUUAGAGAAAUAGUGAAACUACUUAGAAUCAGAAACAAAGAACUUUCUAAACAAGCUAUAAAAUCUGCAUUGCAUGUGUUAUUACAAACAUGUCCUUUAGGUAGAAACCGAAUGAAGAUCGUGGAAGCUGAAGCGGUGACGGAACUCAUUGAUCUUGCAUUUGAGAAACAAGAGAAGAAUCAAACUGAGCUGAUAUUUACGCUUCUUGCGGAUUUGUGUUCGUGUGCUGAUGGAAGAGAGCAGUUUGUGAGACAUGCAGGAGGGAUAGCAGUGGUUUCUAAGAGAACAUUGAGGGUUUCUUCAACAACUGAUGAUAGAGCUCUUCAGAUAUUUUGUUUGAUUUCUAAGUAUUGUGGGACACAUGAGUUUGUUCAAGAGAUGUUGAGGGUUGGUGGUGUUUCAAAACUUUGUAUGGUUAUGCAGGCAGAUUGUGCUUGUUAUUUGAAGGAAAAAGCUAGAGGUGUUCUUAGGUUGCAUUCAAAUGUAUGGAAUGGUUCUCCUUGUAUUCAAGUUUAUUUGUUCACUAGACACCAAAGGUGA
This is a messenger RNA of Lathyrus sativus (Indian pea), 1203 nucleotides long. The record is from the annotation of a GenBank genome assembly. Lineage: Eukaryota; Viridiplantae; Streptophyta; Magnoliopsida; Fabales; Fabaceae.